Calypte anna (Anna's hummingbird) is the source of this 3783-nucleotide messenger RNA. It is a transcript of the gene CPAP, whose product is annotated as centromere protein J. The transcript is spliced from 16 exons. The record is from RefSeq and is a predicted model, not a curated record. Gene Ontology annotation, cellular component: nucleus; centrosome; centriole. Lineage: Eukaryota; Metazoa; Chordata; Aves; Apodiformes; Trochilidae. Gene Ontology annotation, biological process: cilium assembly; centriole elongation. The coding region runs from base 1 to 3783 and encodes 1260 amino acids. Gene Ontology annotation, molecular function: tubulin binding.
AUGCUACAUCAGGAAAUGCACUGGAAUACAAUUUACAAGAUGCCAGCUGUUGAAGAUCUGAGUAGUGAACAAAACUUUAUUGCACACUGGAUGUCUAACAGUUCCCGUGCUGGAGUUUUAUUAGAUCCUACUUUUACUGGUUUGAAAACCAACAAAGAAAAUCUGUUAUCUGGACCUGAAACAACCACGGCUUUCCCUGCUGAAGUGGUGCAUCUUUCAGACAGCUGUUCUGUAAGCGAUGACUCCUUGUGUGAAGAGCCUGGCAGCCCUUGUACAGGUCAGCAACGUAUCACUGAAACAUCACCAGCAGCAGCAUGUAACACAGAAACCUCUCAAACAGACUUUGUCCACAGUGAAGCUGAUAGUCAGAAUAAAUCUGGUCACAGGGAUCCACUCUUACAAAAGCUUGAACAGCUGAAGGAACUGCAACAACAAAAACAGGAACAGCUGAAGAAACAACAGAUGGAGCAACUUCAAAGGCUAAUGGAAGAGCAGCAGAAGCUCCUUAGCAUGGUAUCUGGCCAGACAGCAGUUCUUGAAAAAAGCAUGUGGUGUCCGGAACAAAAGAUGGAAAUAUUAAUGGGCAGUAAAGACCAUCAUAUUGGUUCUUCAUGUGUGGAAAGUGCAGAUCUCUCUGAAAAUUCCAGUGGAGGAAAACAUUUGUCAACUAAUACAGAGGAAAGACCCAUUAAGGCUGUGAUUCAGGAGAAGAAACAGACAUUUGAAGAAUUCCUGGAAGAACAGAUACGACUGGAAGAGCAGCGUCUGGAGCAAAACCAGAACUUACAGGAGACAAAUGGACCAGCUACUCAAAAACCAGUGGUCAAACGACCCUUCCUGAAAAGAGGAGAAGGCUUGAGAAGAUUCACUAAUGCCAAAUCUAAAACUAUGAAACUUGGAGAAAACACCCCAAAACUUCAACAAAGAGCUUCAGAUGGCAGAAAUGUUAUAAAAGUAGACAGAUCACAAGUACAGAAAAAAACUGUGCUUCCAUGCAAAGAACUGGUUUCUGAGAACCCGGUUGUGCCAUGUAGGAACUACAACCACUCUGAUAAAGCAAAACAUGGUCCUAUUCAGAAGACCUUGGUACUCAGGAAUCACAAUGGAAAAAGUAUCUUACCACUAGAAACAAGAGGGCAACCAGGAAAAAAUCAUGAUGGACAGAUAAGAGAUUCUUUCCCAUCAGAAACUAACAACAAAUUAGAAAACAAAGAGAAUGUAGCAGUAGAAUUUGUGAAAUCUAACACUCGCAUAAUUGGAAACAGAUUACCUGGCACAAGAAAGCCUCAGUUGUCUCAUGAGAUAGCCAGUGCCUUUUCUAAUUCUAAACAUCCUGUAGGUCACCCUGUAAAAGACCCAGAACUGUCUUUUGAAGUUUCAUUUCAGAAUAAGGUGGCAAACUGGGAAAAAGAAAAAGAAAAAGAGAAUAUAGAAUUAGAUGAAUUUUUAUUUCUAGAACAAGCUGCAGAGGAAAUAUCUUUCUCAAGUAAUUCCUCAUUUGUGCAAAGGAUCUUAGAUCAAGAUCAGCAAACUUUAAAAGGCCGUAGAAUGUCUUCUACCCCUAUCAAGGCAAAACAGCAACAAUUAAAGGUGCUGGCUGUUGAACUUACAAAUAGGAGAAAUAAAAAGGCAGACUGUAUGACACAGGGAAAUAUAACUGAUAGAGAAGUUAUGCCUUCAGUCUCAAACUCAGGGACAUCUUUUAAAAUGAAGGAUCCAAUGAGUAAGACAGAUAGUGUAAUAUUUUCAGCUUCUUCCAUGAUAGCAGCACCUGCUUUAAAAAGUAAUCAAUGGGUUGUAAAUGAAGGUAAGAGUGAGGGAACUGGUGAUACUACUACAGAUUCUGAGAGUGAAUUUGAGACCACAUUAAAGCAUGAAAAUGAAGAUGCUAAGACAUCCCUUAUGAGCCACAGAGAAAGUGACUCAGAGUUAUUUGAUUAUGGAAGUUCUGUUACAGACUUGAGCAAAGAAAGCAAAAACGGAGGUGGUGACUUCGGCUUUUCAGGCAAAGAUUGCAAUGGACUGUCAAAACAAAAGAUUAGAAAAGCUUCAGACCAUCAGAGAAGCAUGUCUUGUAUGAGUAAGUUUGAUUUUGAUGAUGAAAGAACAUGGAGUGAUCUUGAUGAAAAUUAUGUUAACAGUGAUUUACCUGAAAAAUACACUAAAAUACCUUUACAGAAAGACUUUUCCAGUAGGAAUGACACAGCUGUCCCAGAUAAAACAAUAAAGAGAAAAGUUGCCUCAAAGAGGGGAGAUGAAAUGUCCAAAGAGUCUGCAAUAGACAGUGAUUCAAAUGGACCUCCUGUAUCAAACCUGAUGAUGAAACUGUUUCCAUCACUGAAACCGAAGCAGAAGUCAGGCUGUCAUCCUGAGCGUGAAGCCAAAUCCAAUGUGGAACAGGAGCCAGGAGGAAACACUGUUCCAUCCCAGGUACUGAGAGAGAGACUCAUUGAACUGGAAACUGAAAUAGAGAGAUUCAGAGCAGAAAAUGCAACUCUAACUAAACUCCGUGAAGAAAGAGAGCAUGCUUUAGCAAAUAUCAGGAAAGAAAUUGCAGACUUUCAACAGCAGAAAGCCCAAGAACUUGCUGAAAUAGAAGAAUAUAAAAAAAAGGAAUUGAAAAAAUUGCAAAAGGAGCGCAAAGUUUUUGAAAAAUAUGCCACGGAAGCUAGAGCAAUUCCUGAUAAAAAAGAACGUGAUGAAAUUCAGGCUUUAAAACAGCAGAUUUCAGAGUUACAGGAGGAUUUAAAGCGAAAAGAGGCAAAGUGGUCAACCACCCAUCGACGCCUGAAAGAUCAAAUAGAAGCUUUAGUAAAUGAGAAUAUGGAGUUAAAAGAGGAAAUCAGAAUUAUGGAGAGGUUCCGUCUAGAAGCCUGGAAGAAAGCAGAAGCUGCUGGAAGCAAGAGGAAAAUAGAAAAUUCUGGGAUGACUCUAAAAAGAGCAGAAUCUGCAUGUCUAGCAAACAGAGGACCAAAAAGUCAAACUGCAUCUCUACUUCAUCCAGUACAGAAGUGCAGCAAGAUGAAUGGCAAAAGUUAUUCACAGUCACAAGGAAAGGUUAACAGAACACCUGCAUCAGCACCUGGCAACGACAGAAACACCUCUGAGACAGUGAUGGCACCAGAUGAUUCUUCUAGGACUUUUAUGGACACACCUAAUGAAGCUCAAGUGCCAUUGCCACCUGGAUCUGCAUCUACAGACAGCGAAGAGACCCAGAGGGAAACAGCUUAUCCUGAUGGAAAGGUUGAAAAGAUUCUGAAGAAUGGCUGUCACCUCAUAUUCUUCCCUAAUGGGACAUGUAAAAAAGUGGGUUCUGAUGGGAAGACUGUAACUAUAACCUUCUUCAAUGGGGAUGUGAAGCAGAUUAUGCCUGAUCAAACAGUGAUUUAUUAUUAUGCUGAUGCUAAGACAACACAUACUACAUACUCUGAUGGCUUAGAGGUCCUGCAGUUUUCAAAUGGACAAAUAGAGAAGCAUUAUCCUGAUGGCAAGAAAGAAAUUACUUUUCCUGAUCAGACUAUCAAAAAUUUAUUUACGGAUGGUCAAGAAGAAAGUAUCUUUCCAGAUGGUACCAUUGUUCGCAUUCAGCGGGAUGGAAGCAAAACUAUAGAGUUCAAUAAUGGUCAGAGAGAGCUACAUACAUCAGAGUUCAAGAGACGGGAGUACCCAGAUGGCACUGUCAAGACUGUGUACGUGAAUGGACAGCAAGAAACAAAGUAUGUCUCUGGGAGAGUAAGGGUAAAGGACAAGGAUGGUAAUAUUAUUAUGGACACUAAACUAUAG